AUGAAAUAUGAAUUAGUAUUAAAUUAUUUCAAGAGUUUCUGUACUAAAGUAUCCGAAGUAUUGGAUCUUUUUGGUGAUGACUCGACUUUCAUAUUUAAUGGAGAUUUUGACAAAACUUGGAUCGCAUUUGGAAAACAAGAAAUCAAAGAACAUAUUGAGAACCAGUUUUGGUCUAAAGAUGUCAUAAAAGACAAUAACAAUCAAUUAAUUGCUUAUAAUAUUAAUAUUGAUUACAAGACAUGUAAAGUGUGUUCAAAGCCAUAUUCAUUGGGUGGAACUGAUAUGGCGUUUGUGGUAAUCGGAACUCUUAAAGACAUUUACAGCGAUCAAGAUAUUAGACAAACAAAACUCAUCGGAAGAAAGUUUGUCCAAACAUUUCUCAUGAGUCGUAACUCUCAAAAUAAGGACUACUUUAAGACAACUGUUAUGUCAUUAUUAGCGCCAAUAACUGAUUCAUUUGAUCACUUGUUUAGAUCUGAAGCACCAAAUUUAGCCAAUAAAAUGACAGUCAAUGACAAUAUCGACCAUUCAUUGAUCUCCACAUCACAAGACCUCGAGUUUAACACAAUUGUCAAAAAUAUUGAUAAAUUGAUUAAUGAAUCCAAUUGUGUUGAUGAAGAUGUCAUAGAAAUUGCAAUUGAGAGCAAACAAAAUGAUUUAUUACCGAUUUCUGUAAAUGAAAUCAUUAAAGACGACAAAUAUGACAAUCAAGAAGAGAGUGAAGCAUUCAAUUACAAACAAAAUCAAUAUUUGUGUGAUUUGUUUGAGUCUAAGUCUCGCGAUAAGUCACAAACUGAUCCAAACUAUACGAAGUUUACUCAAAAUGGAUGGAUUGAUAACAUGAAUGAAACGAUCAAAAAGAAAGAUCUGCGAACUGAUGACAACCACAACGGUUUGACCAGUUUUGCUGACGCCUUAAGAAGCAAUCCUCAGCAAAAUGUGGUCAAUAAAUGUGAUGUCAAAUGUCAGUCAGAGAUUAGAAUAAUCCAUAAUUUUAAUAAAUCAAAAUACAAAGCAAACAAAUGGGAUCAAAAUAAUACUAAGACUCGGCCCGACUUUGUUGGUCAACAAAGUAUUACAAUAAUCGGCGCCCAAAAUCUUGAGGACAUCAAUGAUAAUAAUAUUUUAUUCAUCGCUAAUAUACCGCUCGGAUAUUCAAAGAGUGACUUCAAGUUAUUGUUUGACAUUUACGGUAAAGUCGUGUCUCUAAAGUUUGUCGAAAGGAUUGGAGUUAUGUUUGCUUUUGUUUACUUUGUUUCCAAAACAAGUGUCGACACUAUAAUAGGUGAAACCACUGGUAGUAAUAAUUUUUAUAUUAAAGGACUUCAUCUAAAAGUCGAUCGAUAUAAACGAAGAUAUCCUUCACUUCCUCCUAAUUUGUGA
Oppia nitens is the source of this 1383-nucleotide messenger RNA. RefSeq lists its product as uncharacterized. Lineage: Eukaryota; Metazoa; Arthropoda; Arachnida; Sarcoptiformes; Oppiidae. Gene Ontology annotation, molecular function: RNA binding. The record is from RefSeq and is a predicted model, not a curated record. Bases 1 to 1383 code for a protein of 460 amino acids. The transcript has 2 exons.